AUUGGGAAAAGCUGUUAAAAAAAGUACAUGCUCUUACAUUCAUUACAUUCGUACAGGGAACUUACAUUCUAAUACCGGUUUUUAAUACACAUAUGGAACCCAGGUCAAUGGCAAGGGAAAUGAGGGAGUAGUCCUUUUUGAGCAUUCUUUGCUUUGCAGUACGAUAUGUUCUUGAUUUUUGCCUCUUUUUAGUUAGUAAAAGCCAUUCCGAUUUUUUUUUUUUUAUUUUCGUAUGUCCAAACGCACCCUAAAUACACGUAAGCUGUAUUAGAGGCAAGAGGGGGUUGCCACAGUCAGGUUUGGUCCAUCCUGGUGGCACGUCGUCUGUGGACGUAGCGUGUGCGCAUUCCCACAUGCAUGCUAGGCGCACAGGUAACGGAGAAAGUGGGGUCUUCCCGCGAAGCCAUGGGAGUGCCUGAGGCUAUGGCUGAGCGCCCUCCUGUGAGGGGCCACACCUGCUAAGGUGUCUGCUGGGGACGAUCGUAUUUUUCGGUGCCUUGGACACGACCGAGGAAAACAAGCAGCAAAAACUUUUUAAGAUAAAACGCCAUUUAUCAGCCCGAAUAACUCAGUAGUAAAAGGAUUAGUCAUUAAAAACGUCUGUAACAUAGUAUAAAGAGUGAGAGACAGAGGGACUCCAAUUUGCGCGCUUCUCCCUCGCCUCCGCCUUUGGCGGCUCCCGGGUUCCGCUUAAGCGGCCGCGCUCCUGGGAGCCCUCCGCCCUCCGCCCCCCGCCCUCCUCGGCGUUGCGCUUGACCCCGAGGGGCGGGGCGUGCCGUGCGUCACGUCGCCGUUCCGUUACGCAAGCUGCGCCCCUGCGCUCCCCGCCGCCUCGUGUUUGAAGCUGCGCACCGGGAGACAACGGUGGCAUCGGCGCGCCAUGGAGCCGAGGCUAGUGAAGCCGCCGGGGCAGGAUUUGGUAGUGGAGCGUCUCAAAAGCCGCUACGGAUUAGGGGGCAGCCGCUUCGCCGAGUAUGAUUUUUCAGAUUUUGAUCAGGCUGAAUGGAAGAGAAGAUCGCUAACCUCCCCAGAUGAUUUGGAUAUCUGCUCAUCUGGAGAUAAAGUGGGUUCAUCAUUAAGAUGUUAUUCUGAUGAAAGAAAGCAUUGCACAACACCGCUUUGUAGUUCAUUCAAACGCUUAAAUGUGAAUUGCCUAGAUGAUGAACUGGAUUCUUUUCAAGAUUUAAAGCAACGAGAAACAAAAGAAGAGUUAAUUGAGAAUGAUCAUAGAAUUAAUACCUCCAAAAUAAGCAAACAAUCUUUUAAAGACAUAGAAAAAGCAUUUGCCCAGCCAACUAAUUUGGCACCAAAUUCAAGAAAUUGGACUGAAUGUUGUAAUAAUGCAAGUGACUCCCCUCUGAGACGUGUCAGCUGUUCGACAUCUAAAACACCAAACAAGGAGAGAAUACUUCCACAUCAGAUAAAUCAGAUCUAUGAUGAAUUAUUUCAAAUACACCAGAAACUGCAGUGUGAAACUGCAGCACAACAGGAGUUUGCUGAAGAACUUCAAAAGCGGGAACGUUUUUUAGUUGAAAGAGAACAACUACUUUUCAGACAUGAAACUGCUUUGAGUAAAAUUAAAGGUGUCGAAGAAGAGGUUCUUACAAGAUUUCAGAUUAUAAAGGAGCAACACAGUGCAGAAGUUGAGCACUUAACUGAAGUUCUUAAGGAAAGAAAUAAAGAAAGCAAGAGGCUAAGGUCCUCUUUCGAUGCAUUGAAAGAAUUGAAUGAUAACUUAAAAAAGCAGUUAAAUGAAGUAAGUGAAGAAAACAAGAAGAUGGAGAUUCAGGCUAAGAGAGUUCAAGCUCGUUUAGAUAAUUUACAGAGGAAGUAUGAAUUUAUGACGAUACAGAGAUUGAAAGGAAAUUCUCAUGCUGCUAAUGAAAUGAAAAGUUUAAAACAAGAAAAAGUACCAGUCUCAAAAACUCACAAGGUACCACUUAAUGCACAAGUUUAUGAACUUUUAACUGUCUUCAUGGACUGGAUUUCAGAUCAUCACCUUAGUAAAAUAAAAAGCGAAGAAUCUGGAAUGGAUGGUGAAAAGCCGCUACUCAGAUUUGCUUCUCAGAGAAAUGAUAUUCAGGAGAGGUGUAUAAAGCUUUUGCCUGUGAUGACAGAGCAGCUACAGUGGAUGCCAUUUGUGAAUACCAAACUUCAUGAGCCUUUUGUAAAAUUUAUAUAUUGGUCUCUAAGACAGCUAGAUGCUGGAACACAGCAUUCAACCAUGACAUCAACAUUGAGGAGAUUGGGUGAAGACAUAUUCAAAGGAGUAGUAACUAAGGGAAUUCAAGAUAAUUCUUUAGAAUAUUCAGUGGAGAAUAAACCAAAGACAGCUGCUUUCUUUAAGAGCUCCAAUUUACCAUUGAGAUUUUUAUCAACUUUAAUUGUUCUCAAAACAGUCACUCAAGCUGACUACCUGGCUCAGGCGUUUGAUUCUCUCUGUUUGGACUUAAAGACAGAUGAAGGAAAAGUCUUGUUUUUGGAGUAUAAAGCUGUUCCAGUAAUACUAAAUCAUCUGCGAAUAUCCAGUAAAGGACUCCUCUCUAAUGUCAUUGAUAGUUUGCUUCAGAUGACAGUGGAAUCUAAAUCCUUGCAGCCCUUCCUGGAAGCCUGUAGCAACACUCUAUUUUUUCGGACUUGCUCUGUGCUGCUUCGAACCCCUAAGCUUGAUCUUCAAAUACUGGAAAAGCUCAGUAUUAUUCUGCAGAAACUUUCCAAAAUCAAGAGUAAUAAGAAGCUCUUUGAACUUUUUACUAUUCAUCUGAUGCUUCAAGAAUUACAAAGGACAACACACCCAGAGCAUAAUGAGAACAGCUACACCAACAUUCCUUCCCAAGCAGCUAAUCCGAACACUGCCAACAAAAACUUCUGCAGAGGACUGAUGCCGAGAGACGAGGAAUGA
Ailuropoda melanoleuca (giant panda) is the source of this 2902-nucleotide messenger RNA. It is a transcript of the gene CCDC138, whose product is annotated as coiled-coil domain containing 138. Lineage: Eukaryota; Metazoa; Chordata; Mammalia; Carnivora; Ursidae. The coding region runs from base 881 to 2902 and encodes 673 amino acids. The record is from RefSeq and is a predicted model, not a curated record. The transcript is spliced from 16 exons.